AUGACGGCGAAGUUGGCCCCAACAACCCCUGAAGAGAGUAUGACAUCAGACUCUGCUGAUGCCCCAGCUGAUACCGCAGGUACAGGCGCCCUCUCAUUGGCAAGUAGUAGGGAACAGCUCAUUAACUUGCAGCGAGAGUUGCUUGGUCGCAUCAAGAAUACACCAGAACCGAAUGAGCGUGAUGCCUUCCUGGGCUGGGUUAAGCAAGCCGUGGCAGGCCUUAAUAAGACUCUUUGGCGCCGCUUCCAGACUGACGUACAACAAUUGGUCAGCCGCUACACUGACAUGCAGGAGCAGCAACAACAACAGGUACAGUCUAGACCUGGCAUUUCCUCAAACAAGGAUAGUGAUCCCUGUUCCGUGCAAUGGCAGCCUAUUCCCUCACAAUGGCCAUCCCAAGUCGUGUGUGUGGGGAUCUCAGGAACGUGCUUGGGUGCAGCAGCAGCAGUUUCAGCAGUCAGACAAGCAAGCGUGUAACCCUCCCACAAGUAGACAGUCACAAGAGGGAUCAAGUAUGGUUUUUGCAGGCCUUAGCUCACUGUUAGAUAUGGAUGACGGAAACAUGGACUCCAGCAGCAGUAAACGCUAAAUAAUACGAUACAUUGACACAUGCAGU
Molecule: messenger RNA, 616 nt
Organism: Ruditapes philippinarum (Manila clam)
Lineage: Eukaryota; Metazoa; Mollusca; Bivalvia; Venerida; Veneridae
Exons: 1
Coding region: 1-477 (158 amino acids)
Source: RefSeq, a predicted model, not a curated record